CCAAUCCAUGUGCUGAGGGGCUGGCUGGGAACGGCAGAGACACUGGAUGUGGGGGAGGAAGGAGGGAUGGCAGCUGUGUGUGUUGGUGCUGGUGCAAGCUGGCUGCUGACGCUUGCAGGCUGGCAGGAGGAUGUGCCUGAUCAGCUCUGUGGGUAGAGAAAAUGUCCUGGAUCAGUUCGUGCUGGCAAGAGCCAAAGUGAGAAAAAUACUGAGACUGAAGUGGAUGAGAGUCUUUCCCAGGCUUUCCAUACAGAGCUUCCCAGAGUCCCUUCCCUGCUCACAAGAUAAUAGGAACCUGACCUUGGCACACCUGGUGGGAAGGAUGCGGAUGAGCUCCUGAAAAGCAGUGGCAGAAAGCUGCAGGAUUCCCUGAGAAGAUCAUUUUGUGGACAAAUGAUACAAGGAAAUGACAGAGGAUGAAACCUGUCUCUGUUCUUCCCAUGUGCUUUUAGAUCCCUCAAGUUUGCUUGCAAGACCUGAAAUGCCACUAGGGAAUAAUCAAGGUAAUGUUUGCCAUCGUUUUAAAUGUGAUCCUUUGGAUCCCUCAUGUCCAUGGGGUUUGGGCUUGUGUCCGGUCCUGCCCUCCCAACUGUGUGUGCACCCAGGAGCGGAGCUGCUCUGUCCUCUGCGACCGUGCCGGCCUGGGGCAGAUCCCCAGCGAGUUCCCUUGUGAAGCCUCUUCUAUCAACCUGGACAAAAACAGCAUCAAGUUCCUCUCUGAGAGGGCCUUCGGGACCUUGCCUUCCCUCAAAUCCCUGUCGCUCAACCACAACAACAUCUCCUUCAUCACCCCGGGGGCUUUCAAGGGGCUGCCCAGCCUGACCGAGCUGAAGAUGGCCCACAACGAGUACAUCCGCUAUCUCCACACGAGGACUUUCACCGCCCUCAGACGGCUGGUGAGGCUGGACCUGGCGGACUGCAACCUUUUCAACAUCCCAGACAGGAUCUUCAUUGAGCUGCCUGCUCUGCAGGAGCUCUUCUGCUUCCAGAACAACUUCCGAAGGAUCCCAGGUGCCAUCAGGGGCAUGGAAAACCUGACCCACGUUUACCUGGAGAGAAACAGGAUUGAAGCGGUGGCCUACAACUCCCUGCAGGGCCUGAGCAAGCUGAAGUACCUGAAUCUGCAGGACAACAAGAUAAAUGUCAUUCACGAGCGAGCCUUUCAGGCCUGUCAGAAGAUGGAGUACCUGUACCUGAAUGACAAUUUGAUCAGUGAGCUUCCAGAAAACUCCUUUGAUGGCCUGAGGCGCCUGAAGAUGCUCAACCUGGGGGGGAAUUUUCUCAGGAACAUUUCCAACACCUGGUUCAGGGACCUGGGGGAGCUGGAGAUCCUCUACCUGGACCGCAACAGGAUCAGCUACAUCGAGGAAGGGGCUUUUGAGAACCUCACCAGCCUGGUCUCAUUGCACUUGAACAGCAACAACCUGACGACCCUGCCCUUCUCUGUCUUCGAACCGGUGUAUUUCCUCGGGCGGCUGUACCUGUUUCGCAACCCCUGGGAGUGCGACUGCCGCAUCGAGUGGCUCAAGGAGUGGAUGGAGAAUUACAGGCUUGUCAGGGAUAUUCCUUGUGCCUCCCCCUCCUCAGUAGCUGGGAUUGACCUGACGGACGUGCUCUACGAGAGGUCUCCAGAAGGUUACUGUCUCGACCCAGUGGAGCUAAACAUCACGUCUGAGAGUCCGACCCCAAGUGAAGAGCCUUGGUCUACCACAGAGAGCAAGUUCAACAGCCUUAUCUCCAAACUCUUGCUCCAGAUGGGCCUUCCUGAAGAGGUGUCAAACGCCACCGAAGUCUACAGUAACACCACGCAAAUGGAUGGACAGACUGAAGGGGUUUCUUCUGGCGUGGGGGAAAAGAAUAUUGAGGCCGACUCCUCUUCUUUUUGCCUCCCAGCACUUUUUACAGUGAUUGUGUUGCAGUGCAAAUAGUCCAAGGGCUGUGUGGACCAACCAUGGGUCCUGCUUAAGCGUUUAGUCCUUACACCUACUUAGUCAUUAGGGAGAAGUUUGUACUGUGGGCCUAUGAUACAUAACUGGCUCCAAACUCUUCCAGGCUGGGUUGGUUGGAUCUGGCUCCAGAUUCCCCCAGGAGCUGAUGGGAUCUGGUUCAAGGCUGGGUCCCACUCUGGGUAAGAGACCUGCCCUUUGGGUGUCUCAGAGCCUCCUGGAUACUCACAGAGCUCUGUGGAAGAUGAGUAGCAGCAAGGUUGAGUUUUGCCUUGAGAGACUUGUGAUGUUCCCUGUACCUCGACAGGAUUUUGAUCCAUUCUCCUGCUAUCCUGGCACAGAUGCAGGAGAACCAGAUGGACCCAUGUUUGUCAAAAUAUUCUUCUCUGAGGCAAAGCUACUUAACAACAUACUUAUUAGUGUCAUUUCAAUGUAUUUAAUUUUAUUCAAUUAAUAUAUGGUUACAAGGAAUACACUGUUUUUAUUUGUAGAUUAUUUCAUGGCAUGGCAGCAGGGGCAAAGCAUGGUGAUGACAAAUGCAACCAGGCUCUACUAAAUAUUUUGUAUGUCCACCACUAAUGUGUACCACAUACUGUAUCAUAUUACGCCAUAUUAACCAACCAUGCUGUCAUUUUCUUUUAUAUGGCAUCUUACAUGUUUUAUCUUUGAAAUCUUCAAUGAAAGCUGCUAAUAUGACCAGAAAG
Molecule: messenger RNA, 2650 nt
Organism: Corapipo altera (White-ruffed manakin)
Lineage: Eukaryota; Metazoa; Chordata; Aves; Passeriformes; Pipridae
Gene: NYX
Product: nyctalopin
Exons: 4
Coding region: 507-1928 (473 amino acids)
Cellular component (GO): extracellular matrix
Molecular function (GO): protein binding
Source: RefSeq, a predicted model, not a curated record